Gadus morhua (Atlantic cod) is the source of this 2806-nucleotide messenger RNA. RefSeq names its product calcineurin subunit B type 1. Lineage: Eukaryota; Metazoa; Chordata; Actinopteri; Gadiformes; Gadidae. The record is from RefSeq and is a predicted model, not a curated record. Gene Ontology annotation, molecular function: calcium ion binding. Bases 273 to 785 code for a protein of 170 amino acids. The transcript is spliced from 6 exons.
CGCCACCAAGGCCCCGGAUGUGGCAGACUGCACCUCCCCCAGCUGCCGAGCCUCCUCCGUCCACCUCCCGGUCCCCGAGCCUCCACCCAGCGGCUCUCCCUGUGCCACUGCAGUGAAAACGGUCGCUUAACCAGAACAGGAGCCGGGCUUAGACCAACACGACCCGACCAGUAAGACCACCGUCGGUGCUCCGCAGACCUCAGACUCCAGCUCCCUUUUCUGUGCGCUGCCUUUCCUUCACAUCGUCUGGAUUUCGUCAUCGUACCGGCAAGAUGGGCAAUGAAGCGAGCUACCCCCUGGAGAUGUGCUCUCACUUCGAUGCAGAUGAGAUCAAGCGUCUGGGGAAGCGGUUUAAGAAGCUGGACCUUGAUAACUCUGGCUCCCUGAGUGUGGAGGAGUUCAUGUCCCUCCCGGAGCUCCAGCAGAACCCGCUGGUCCAGAGGGUCAUCGACAUAUUCGACACCGACGGCAACGGGGAGGUGGACUUCAAAGAGUUCAUCGAAGGCGUGUCACAGUUCAGCGUGAAGGGGGACAAGGAGCAGAAGCUUCGGUUUGCCUUCAGGAUCUACGACAUGGAUAAGGACGGCUACAUCUCCAACGGGGAGCUAUUUCAGGUGCUGAAGAUGAUGGUGGGCAACAACUUGAAGGACACCCAGCUGCAGCAGAUUGUAGACAAGACCAUCAUCAAUGCGGACAAGGACGGAGACGGACGCAUCUCCUUCGAGGAGUUCUGUGCAGUGGUGGGGGGUCUGGAUAUACAUAAAAAGAUGGUGGUGGACGUGUGAGCGCCCAGCGAGCCCCUCCCCCCUCCCUCCCUCGCUCCUCCACAAUCUCUUCUUCUUCCUCCUCCUCCUCCUCCUCCUCCUCCUCCUCCUCCUCCUCCUCAUCUCAGUGUGUCCACACACUCUCCGUCUAACUCAAUGGAAGUAUUUUCUCUGUCUCAGUCUUCCCCCCCCACCCCCCCUCCACCCCUGUGUUCGUCUCCCCCCCCCCCCCCCCCCCCCCGUCUUCAUGAAGCCACUUCCUGUCCUGGUGAGUGUUGAUGAACUGCAGUCCUCUGGACCAGAGGCUCCCUCUCCCAGUUCAACCAGUACAACCACCACAAGGAUCUCCCAUUUCAACCAGUAGAAGGACAACAAGGUCAAGCUUUUCCCACUUCAACCAGUACAACCACCACAAGGAUCUCCCAUUUCAACCAGUAGAAGGACAAUAAGGUCAAGCUUUUCCCAGUUCAAACAGAACAACAACAAGAUUCUCACAUUUCAACCAGUAUAAGGAGAGGUCUUUCGUUUUUUCCCUCUCUGUCAUUUUUGAUAAUUAUUUUCUGUUGUUUUUUUAUAAAGAGUCGAACGUCUUUGGUGCGAUGGAAGCUUUGGUCACAGAGCUAGCCCGCGGCGGGUCACAGAGCUAGCCCGCGGCGGGUCACAGAGCUAGCCCGCGGCAAUCACAGAGCUAGCCCGCGGCGGGUCACAGAGCUAGCCCGCGGCGGGUCACACAGCUAGCGUGCGGCGGGUAACAUGCCAAUCAGGACUGCUCCGUCUGAGCCGUCGCCAGGGCGACCCCUGCCUGAGCCCGUCCUCUCUUGUCCCUCCUAGCUUCCCGUCCAUCUCGCUUCUGACCACGCAGCUCAUGUUUUAUUUUAUUUUGUAAGGAGAGUGAUCGUUUUAUUGAUACCUUAACAUGUUUGUAUUAUUGAUUAUUCUAGUAGAUUAAUGAACGAUGAGGCGGCUUACUGAAGAAUCUGAAGACAAACUCCGACCCAGAGAACAAGUCCGUCUGACUUACUGACUGACACACUGGUCACCAUGGAAACCCUGGUGACCCCGGGGGGUCAGACUCAGGGGACACUAGAGGUCAAGAGGUCGGCUGAUAUUCAAGCAGACGAUGUAACCUCGGCGUUGAAGAACAUCGUCCAAUCAGCAGGCAGCCUUCCUCCUGGUUGUGUUCUGAUGUGUGUACUGGGUGUAGUGGGGGAGGGGGGCGGAGACACUCUUAAACCACCGUAACCGUCGGCGAUGGCCUCAGAAACCGCUAGGAUACUCCUUUUUGUUUUUGUGUACAUUUGAAAGUUGGCUUCUUCAACCCAUGUUGUUAUUUUCAUCGUCACCAUCAUCACCCCCAACGUAACCACGGCGCCAAGCGAUGGUGUUGCCACGACGACCACGACUGACGCGCCCCCCACCCCCCCCUCCCCGGGCCAGGGAGGAGCGUGAUGAGAUUAGUAUGGGAUGAAGGGUGGGGGUCGGGGUGACGGCGUGGUGUUGGGGGGGGGGGGCAGAAGAUCAUGUUGUCAGCGACGGGACCCCCGCCCCCCCCCACCCAACACCCCCCCCCCCCCCCCCCCCGCUCUGCACGGGCCCCCCCUCCUGCAUGACAUGAGAUCUACUUUUGGGUUGUGCAUGUGAUCACUCCUUUGAAGAUAUUCCUGUUUACACACGGAUGGUGAUGUUAAUAUAUUUAAGAAUUUAAUGGAAUACAAUAAUGGAUGUUGCCAAACGUUGGUGAAUAUAAACGAUAUAACGCGGCGGUCCGGAGGUUCUUUUUGUAUUGAUCAGUGCAGCUCGAUGCUGAUCCCAGACCGCCGCACGCCGCCGGGGGGAACCUUUGGUUCUUCCUCUGUAAAUAAGACGAGUAUUGGUGGACGGCGUUCCCGCCGGGUCCCCGGAGGGAAUCUGUUCGGUUUGUGUGGAAUCUGAAAAAAGAUGGGACUUAAAAGGACCGUUUCUCAUUUUAUUCUGCAUGCUGCAUCCUAUGCUGUGGGACUGUUGGAAAUAAACAUUUAAAUAAAGUUUGAAAUGUUACGCCA